AUGGCUUCUCUCUCUCACUCUCCUGCUCUGUCUUGCUCGGUGUGUCACAUGUUUAGCUACUCCUCUGCCUCCUUUGACGGUACUGAUACCUGUACUAAGUGUAGUUUGUUUGUAGCCUUGGAGGCGAGGCUUAGUGAGUUAGAAGCACGGCUCUGCACCACGGAAAGCCAGUCAGCUCCAGUAAUUAGCCAGCCCCCUGUAGCCGGUGCGAGCCUACCUAGUACUAGCGUAGCUGCUAAUCCCCAGGUGCCUCCCGAGCAGCUGGGAAACCAGGAUGGCUGGGUGACUGCUAGAAGGAAGCAUAGCCCCAAACAGAAGCCCACGGUUCACCACCAACCUCUUCAUGUUUCUAACAGAUUCUCCCCACUCAGCAACAUACCUGCUGAGAAUCAGACUCUGAUUAUUGGCAGCUCCACUCAAUUAGCGACACCAGGGACCAUAGUUAAAUGUAUUCCUGGGGCCAGAGCGGGCGACAUUGAGUCAUACUUAAAACUGCUGGAUAAGGAUAAAUGUAGAUACAAAACUGUGUCUGUCCCCCGACCACCUAAACCAGUUAAUUCAGCUUCAAAUAGAGGAGCUAUUCACAAAAAUCUGAUUAAAAUUAAUACCACUUCAGUAAUGGAUCAAAAUAAGAGAGUUAAAUGUGGACUCUUAAACACUAGAUCUCUCUCCUCUAAAGGUGUAUUAAUUAAUGACAUAAUAUCAGAUUAUCAUAUUGACUUAUUCUGUCUCACUGAAACUUGGCUGCGACAGGAUGAAUACACCAGCCUAAAUGAAUCCACACCCCCUAGUCAUAUUAAUACUCACAUUCCUCGAGAUACCGGCCGAGGAGGUGGAGUUGCAGCCAUUUUUAACUCAGACUUAAUAAUCAACCCCAGACCUAAACUUAGUUACAAAUCAUUCGAAAGUCUUGUUCUCAGUCUUUCUCAUCCAGCCUGGAAAACUUUACAGCCAGUUUUAUUUGUUGUAAUAUACCGUCCUCCUGGCCCGUAUGCCCAAUUUUUAUCUGACUUUUCAGAGUUUUUAUCAAAUUUGGUCCUGAGUACUGAUAAAGUACUUAUAGUAGGUGACUUUAACAUUCAUGUGGAUGUUGAUAAUGACAGCCUUAACACUGCAUUUAUUGCUUUAUUGGAUUCAAUUGGCUUCUCUCAAAAUGUGAAUGAAACCACUCACUGUUAUAACCACAACCUUGACCUUGUUUUGACAUAUGGUAUUGAAGUUGAACAUUUAAUAGUUUUCCCUCAUAAUCCUUCUUUAUCUGACCAUUAUUUAAUAACGUUUGAAUUCCUAUUACUGGACUAUACGCCGUUAGACAAACAUGUUCUUACUAGAUGUCUGUCUGAUGGUGUUGUCACUAAAUUUAAAGAAAUAAUUCCAUCAGUACUGAACUCAAUACCAUGUCUCAAUACAACCGAGAUGACUUAUUCUGACUUUAGUCCCCAGAUUGACUGUGUUGUGGAUAGGGCUGCAGACUCACUGUGAAAAACUCUGAACUCCAUCGCCCCUCUAAAAAAGAAGGUAAUUAAACAACAGAGAACAGCUCCAUGGUACAAUUCCCAAACUAGACGAUUAAAGCAAACUUCACGAAAAUUAGAAAGACUAUGGCGUUCUACUAAAUUAGAAGAAUCUUACGUAACCUGGCAAAACAGUCUUAAAGCAUAUAAGAAGGCCCUCCGUAACGCCAGAGUCGCCUACUACUCAUCACUAAUAGAGGAGAAUAAAAACAGUCCAAGGUUUCUUUUCAGUACUUUGGCUAAACUGACAAAGAGCCAUAAUACUACUGAUCCAUGUAUUCCUUUAACUCUCAGUAGUGAUGACUUCAUGAGUUUCUUUAAUGAUGAAAUUGUAACCAUUAGGGACAAAAUCAAUCACCUCCUGCCCUCAAUAAACUCUGAUUCAUCUUCUAACACAGAAUACCUAGAAAUCGCUGUUAAACCUGAUACCUUAGACUGUUUCUCUCCAGUCAACCUUACAGAAUUAACUUCAAUGAUUACUUCAUCCAAACCAUCAACUUGUCUCUUAGACCCGAUUCCAACUAGGCUGCUCAAGGAAGUAUUCCCCUCAGUUAGCACUUCCUUAUUAGAUAUGAUUAAUCUGUCUUUGGUGUCAGGUUAUGUACCACAGUCCUUUAAGGUAGCUGUAAUUAAACCACUUCUUAAAAAGCCUACUCUUGAUUCAGAGGUUCUAGCCAACUAUAGGCCGAUAUCAAACCUUCCCUUUCUCUCUAAGAUCGUUGAGAAAGCAGUUGCUAAUCAGCUGUGUAACUUUCUCCAUAGUAACAGUUUAUUUGAGAAUUUUCAGUCUGGAUUUAGAGCUCAUCAUAGCACAGAGACUGCACUGGUAAAAGUUACAAAUGACCUUUUAACCUCAUCAGACAAUGGACUUCUCUCUGUCCUCAUCCUGUUAGACCUUAGUGCUGCCUUUGAUACUAUUGAUCAUCAAAUCCUGUUGCAGAGACUUGAACAUGUAAUUGGUAUUAAAGAAACAGCAUUGAAAUGGUUUAAAUCAUAUUUAUCUGAUAGAUUUCAGUUUGUAAAUGUUCAUGAUAAAUCCUCCAUGCAAACAAAAGUUGGACAUGGUGUUCCUCAGGGUUCAGUGCUUGGACCAAUACUAUUCUCCUUAUAUAUGCUUCCUUUAGGAAACAUUAUCCGGAAUCACUCAAUAAAUUUUCAUUGUUAUGCAGAUGAUACUCAAUUAUAUCUAUCAAUGAAGCCAAAUGAAACUAACCAAUUAUCUAAACUACAAACAUGCAUUAAGGACAUAAAGGCCUGGAUGACCUGCAACUUCCUGUUAUUAAACUCAGAAAAAACUGAAGUUAUUGUGCUUGGCCCUAAAUACCUUAGAAAUUCACUAUCAAACGACAUAACUACUCUGGAUGGCAUUACUCUGGCCCCCAGCUCCACUGUAAGGAACCUAGGAGUUAUCUUUGAUCAGGAUCUGUCCUUUAAUUCCCACAUAAAACAAAUUUCAAGGACUGCCUUCUUUCAUCUGCGUAAUAUUGCAAGAAUUAGACACUUCCUGUCUCACAAUGAUGCUGAAAAACUAGUCCAUGCAUUUGUUACUUCUAGGCUGGACUACUGCCAUUCAUUAUUAUCAGGCUGUCCUAAUAAGUCUCUAAAGACUCUCCACCUGGUCCAGAAUGCAGCUGCCCGUGUUCUGACAAAAACUAGAAAGAGAGAUCAUAUUACUCCCAUCUUGGCUUCAUUGCAUUGGCUUCCCGUAAAAUUCAGAAUAGAAUUCAAAAUCCUCCUCCUCACCUUUAAAGCUCUUAAUGGUCAGGCCCCAUCAUAUCUUAAAGAACUGAUAGUACCUUAUGUACCUACUAGAAGACUGCGCUCCCAGCAUGCAGGUCUACUUGUGGUUCCUAGUAUCUCUAAAAGUAGAACAGGAGGAGCCUUCAGCUAUCAGGCUCCUCUCCUGUGGAACCAUCUUCCAGAUUUGGUCCGGGGGGCAGACACCCUCCCUACAUUUAAGAGUAGGCUUAAAACUUUCCUUUUUGAUAAAGAGCUGUGGACUUCUCGUCACAUCAGCAGAUUGCCGCGCUCUCCGGCCCUUUUCCGGUCUCUGAUCCCAGCUGGAAAACUGAAAUGGAACCUUUUCCCCCAGAUCCAAACCACCACAUCACCUGAUAUGGAGCAAAAGACAGAGCAAAGACAAAGACAUGGGAAGCUCCUACCAGCAAAGAUGACAGAGAGAGAGAGAUGUGAGGACGGAGGAAUUGAAUUUGUCAUACGAGACAUCCUCUCCCACUCCAAUGUCAUUUUGAGGCUAGGAUGUGAUGACGCACAACACCUCAACUUUCAGAAGGCUGACAAAGAGUCAGAGGGACCAUCACCAAAGCGCCUGCGUUCAUCUGUGGGUGGGCCUCUCCAUGACAAGACAAAGUGUGUGUGGUGCAUGCAAGGUGAGGACAUGAGGCAUCCAAAUAGAGUGCGCAGCAAGCUGUUCAGAAUCAACACUCAGUCAGCAUGGCGCGCCUUCAAGCGCCACACAGUCCUUAUAGAAGAUGAGCAGUUGAGGGACCGUCUCACAAGGCUCAUUGAGUCAACAUCAGCACUGUCAGAUCCUUUUGCAAAUGACAUCAUGUACCACCAUGUCUGUUGGAUGAAGCACAUCCACCAUACACAUUUCAAGCCAGAUGAUGCAAUGCAUCUCCAGAGUGUGUCACUCACAGAGGCAAAGAAUUUGUUCUUUAGACAUGUUGAUUCUGUCAUCUUUACUGAGCGUGAGAUCCGUUCAUUACAGUCUCUUUUAACAGACUACAAAUGCAUAGUCAGUGAGUAUGGCUAUGCAGUAGGCGAUGUGAAAUCAUCUUACGUCAAGGACCUGCUCAUUAAUGAGUAUCAAGAGAAAAUUGGCUUUAAAGAGAGAAGUGAGCUUAACAAAAGCGAGUGGGUCUAUGAUGUUGGGGGAGGAGGUGACUACAUUGAGGCUGCGGUCUCAUCCCUUGGCAUCAGCGAUGAGCAGCUCCUCCAGAACUUGGCACCACAGCUAUCGAAGAUGAUCAAAGACACACCUAUUGUUCCCUGGCCACCUUGCAUUGAUCAUCUUGAGGAAGAUGAACAGUUGUGUGAGUUGCUGUUGAAGCUUUUGACUUGGCUAAAACAGCCUGAGAGAAAAAAUGCCGACCUCAGCCGAGCCACACUCAGUCUGGCCUCCAUGAUCACCUACCACAUUACUGGACAGCGCACUAUCACUGCUAUCAACCUGGGUGUAAAUGUCCAUGGCAUGACUCGGAGUAAAGAUUUGGUAGACACUCUACACAAGAGUGGUGUCUGCAUCAGCUACGCAGACACGCUGCUCCUUUAUGACCACUGGGCUUUGAUGGAUAUAGAGGCAUCAGCAACCUGCCCACAGGAGAUUGCAGAUGGCAAGCCAGCUAUUGUUAUUAUCGACAAUGAUGACUUCAAGACUGACACCCUGACAGGCAACUCAACAGGAGCUCAUCGAACAAAUGUUAUGUAUGUGCAGCCAGAGAGCUAUAACAAGAAAGCAGAUGAAGUUCCUGCUGCAAGGCUCUCCAAGAAGAAAGAAAUCUCUGCACAGCUGAGGCAGAAGUGUGCAGAGCUGACAAAGGUCCAUCAGUACAGAUGCCCACCUGGUAGCAAGAGUGAGCCACCAGCUCGUCCCAUGGUAGAUCUACCAGUGAAUGGCACAGCUUCACAGCGUGCUCGCUCUGUCAUACAUGCAUUGUCUCGCAUAGACACUGAUGGUUCAAGACCACCACCUCAAGAGCAGCGGGUUCCAGGAUACAGUGGUGCUCAGUCCUGCCAUCAUCUACCACACAACAAGAGCAAGCCUUACUACCACACAACCUACAAUGAACCUCCAGGCAAGUCAGUGGUGCAUGACAUUAUGGUUAAACUAGUGAAUGCCAUGCACAAGAAGAAUAUUCCAUUCUCCUUUCUCGUUGGUGACCUGCCCACCUACAAGACGAUCGUUCAGCUCAAGGCAGAGAAUGCGCAAAUGUUCAAGGACAUUGUCCCAAUCCUUGGUGCUUUUCACCAGCAGAUGUCCUACAUCUAUGUUAUCUACAAGAGAUUCAAGGGAUCUGGAAUGGCAGACACUCUGGUUACAGCAGGGGCUCUGAUCCAUAAACGACUAGCAAAGAUUCUUGAGUGUGAAGAGCUAUCAGAGGACGUCAAAGAGAAUCUCAAGACCCUGCGCAAUGCACUCACAGAAACUCAGGAGGCUCUACAGAAAGCUCACAAGGAUCUUGAGGAGGAUGGUGAUGUAAAGGAGCUGAUCAACAGAGUUUAUGCGAAACUUGGCACAGACAUGGGGGACUUUUGGGUCUCAUUCCUAGAGAUAACCGACCCACUUGUACAAUGUCUUGAUGCAUGUCAUGCAAGAAAUGGUACAGAGUACCUACUGUCAACAUACAACAUGCUGCCUGGACUGAUGGCAUAUGACAACCAUGAUUAUGGAAGGUGGUUGCCAGAUUAUUGGGCAAUGCUCUCUUCGCUGUCAGAUGAGAAAAUUGCAUUCUUCAACCUUCACUUCACCCAGUCAAUGACCGGCUACCUUACUCCUGUCAGCCACUCGACCUCUGGAUAG
This is a messenger RNA of Scomber japonicus (chub mackerel), 6057 nucleotides long. RefSeq lists its product as uncharacterized. Gene Ontology annotation, molecular function: catalytic activity. Lineage: Eukaryota; Metazoa; Chordata; Actinopteri; Scombriformes; Scombridae. The record is from RefSeq and is a predicted model, not a curated record.